AUGGUCGAAUCUGAACCCGUUAAUGUGGAAGAGGCUUUCAGUGUUCCAAAGUGGAUUUGUGCUAUGAAAGAGGAGCUGGAAUCCAUUGGGAAAAAUAGUACUUGGGAGCUUGUUGAUCUACCAAAAGCGAAGAAGGAAAUUAGUGUGAAAUGGGUGUUCAAAGUGAAGGCAAAUCCUAAGGGUGAGAUAAUCAAGCAUAAGGCUAGAUUAGUGGCUAAGGGAUUUUUACAAAGAGAAGGUAUAAACUUUGAGGAGGUAUUUGCAUCGGUUGGUAGGAUUGAAAUCAUUAGGCUUGUUGUUGGUAUUUCUCAUAACCACAAAUGA
This is a messenger RNA of Lathyrus oleraceus (garden pea), 324 nucleotides long. RefSeq lists its product as uncharacterized. Bases 1 to 324 code for a protein of 107 amino acids. The transcript has a single exon. The record is from RefSeq and is a predicted model, not a curated record. NCBI's taxonomy places the organism in Eukaryota, Viridiplantae, Streptophyta, Magnoliopsida, Fabales, Fabaceae.